This is a messenger RNA of Leptosia nina, 312 nucleotides long. NCBI's taxonomy places the organism in Eukaryota, Metazoa, Arthropoda, Insecta, Lepidoptera, Pieridae. The record is from the annotation of a GenBank genome assembly.
AUGCAGACCAUUAAAACGAUCGCGAGAAAUAGUCGAAAGUCGCGCUCGCGUAUGAAGCCCCGUCCGCGCCAAUUACGGCGGCCAUCUGAUAGCGCUAACGAGCCGAUGCCUAUCGCUCGCCUGCGCCCGCGCGCAUUCAAAUCGCGGCGCUCCCCCGCCCUUAAGGGGACGCCUUUGGGUCCACUUUGGUCGCUCCCGGCCCCAUCGCGGUGUGAAUUACGCGGGCGAGGUCGUUACCGUUUCGACGGACGCGAGCAUUGUGCGCGAGGUGGAAUAUUUCACGCAGAUCGCGAGAUAGCGAGAUCGGCCUAG